AUGUCUUUCGACGCUACGCUAGACAAAGCAGUGCAAGAUGGUGUCAUUCCCGGUGCCGUCCUCCUCGCCAUGGACCGCUCAGGGAAACUCAACUACAAAAAAGUCCUGGGCAGGCGGACGCUGAAGCCCGGCGUCGAGGACCCGCUGCGCCUCGACACCGUCUUCACCGUCGCGUCCAUGACCAAGCUCCUGACCACGCUGUGCGUCUUGCAGCUCUCCGAGCGCGGCGUCAUUGCGCUCGACGACGACGUCUCGGAGCACCUGCCUAUUCUCGCCAAGCAGCCCGUGCUGACCGGCUUCGCGGAUGACGGGUCGCCGACCCUCGAGAAGCGGGACAGGCCCCUGACGGCCCGGCACCUCCUCACGCAUAGCUCCGGCGCGGGGUACCUCUUCCUGGACCCGCGGCUCAAGCAGUACGUCGAGCAUACGAAGCCGAAGAAGCCCAGCGGGACCAUCGACGAGCUCUUCGCGCUGCCGCUCCUGCAUCAGCCGGGUGAGGGGUGGACAUACGGCAGCGGCAUUACGUGGGCGGGCAGGUUGGUAGAGAAGCUGACGGGUCAGGUACUUGGCGCGUACAUGGACGAGAACAUCUUCAAGCCCCUAGGCAUUAGUCGCAUCACAUUCUUCCCCCAAGAAGUUUCCGAGCUGGCAGGACAAGUCAGCGACAUGACUUUCCGCCGAGGCGAUGGCGGGCUCCGUCAUGCACCCCCAGGACUCUCCUUCUUCCCGCCGCUCAAGGAUUGUCUCGGCGGCGAGGGCGCCUAUGCAGACCUACAGGAUUACAUCAAGGUGGUGUACUCGCUGCUGGUCGACGACGAGAAGCUGUUGAAGCGGGAGACGACGCGCUUGAUGUUCCAGCCGCAGCUGCCGACGCAGGCGUCGCGGGACGCGCUUCGCGAGACGUUCGAGGUCGCGAGCUGGGCCGUGGGCGACUUUUCGGGACCGAAGGAGUUUGACUGGGCGUACGGCGGCCUUCUCGUCGUUGGUGACAAGCAUCCCAUCCGGAGAAAGGGGUACUUGUGCUGGAGCGGAGCAGCCAAUCUCUAUUGGUUCAUCGACCGCGAUGCUGGGGUCUGCGGGGUCUGGGGCACGCAGGUCCUUCCCGCAGGCGAUGAGAAAGUGCGGCCGCUGAUAGGUGCCUUUGAGAGGCAUGUGUAUGCCAUGGCCAAAGAGGCGAAUGGUAACGAGAGGACGUCGAAGUGGUGA
This is a messenger RNA of Purpureocillium lilacinum, 1206 nucleotides long. RefSeq lists its product as uncharacterized. Lineage: Eukaryota; Fungi; Ascomycota; Sordariomycetes; Hypocreales; Ophiocordycipitaceae. The record is from RefSeq and is a predicted model, not a curated record.